Molecule: messenger RNA, 2016 nt
Organism: Linum trigynum
Lineage: Eukaryota; Viridiplantae; Streptophyta; Magnoliopsida; Malpighiales; Linaceae
Source: the annotation of a GenBank genome assembly
AAUAGAUUAUACAUAAUUAAUAUAUAUAUAACUGAUACCAUACGAAAAUAUAGAAAAUUAAUAAAUUCGAAGCAUAGGUGGGUGCAUGAUUAUAUGUUAACUAUAUCUUGAUAACAAUCCCAGGAUUAAUUGUCUGAUUACGGACAUCAUAUAUGAAUAUGAACACAAUAAAGCAAAACCAAUCCUAUGGACAAAUGAUAAGGAGAGAGAGGAACGAGGGAAAGAUAAUAAAUUGUCAAGAUUUGCAAAAUCGCCCUUCUUGCUCCUUACUAAUGAGUGAUUUUCCAAUAAAUCAUAGAGCCAUCCCUAUAUAAUCCCCACCGUGCUUUGUUCAUAAAAUGACAAUUCUUGCAUAUUCUUACAUCAACCUACCUAAUAGCUCGAGUUGUUUUAUCUAAUUUAUUCUUUAAAAUUUCCUUCUUCUUUCUCUUACCUUUCUGAUUGUUGGGUUUUCGAAUUGGUGAGGAGGGGAGUUCUCUUCCUCCAUAUCUGAAAGAGAUGUCAAAGGAGUGACCACACCUGCUAGUUCAUGAAUUCCCGUGGGUUGCGCUCCUUAUAUUAUAUAUGCUAUCCAUUACAUGAUCAUAGAGCGCAUGACUAAGGGUUUUCAUGUGCUAGGAGAUGUUGUUUCACUUCAAUCUUUUGGGCUUGGAGUGAAGGGAGCUCCCCUCUCCCUUUCCAUACUACUCUCUCUCUCUCUCUCUUACAUUUUCUUGCUUGGACUGUUUUGUUUGUAGUAUGAAUUUGAUUGUCCAAUGUGUGUUUUAUAGUUCUUAUAUGUACUUUUAUAUUUUUGUGCCCUUUUUGGGUAAUUUAUCAUAUGAUCUUUAAACCGCUUCUUCGUAAACAUAUUGAUUUCUAGAGCUAUUUUCCGUGUACUUUGAACCAACUGGCCAAUUCGUCUUGUUCUAGUAAUUGAAUGUUUGAAUCAUUAUCCGAUCGGCGGCCAGUUCAUAGUAUACGGUUAAAUGCCUGACUCGAAUCCAUCGGAUGGCCCCAUAAAAUUUUUCCAGCACAAAUCAAUCGGUUCGAAUCGAGUCGAGUCGAACAACCGUCACUAUUAGUUGAGAUGGGGAUCAGUUUCCAAGGCAAGGCCCAGCUAGCCUUGCAUUUGGACUGGGCCGCUACAAACGGACCCUCGUUAAGAAACUAGAGGCCCGAAUCCGUUGCAAAGAAGGAAGAAACCCAAAAAAAAAACCCUUGGGAGGAGAGAGACACCAUCCGUAAGCCGUAACCCGCAAGGUAUUCAAUUCCUUGUAGAAAAGGGAUUGAGGCGGCGGACCGGAAAUUUCGUUUCCUCUAUAAAACCCCCAACCUACUGUCCUAUCCAUCCCACCAAAUCAAAACUUCACAGACACAGAGAAAAAUCCCUCUGAGAAAGAAGAAAAGAAGAAGAAGAAAGGAUGCCGAAGAACAAGGGGAAGGGCGGGAAGAACAAGAAGCGAGGGAAGAACGAAGGAGUCGACGGAGAAGAGAAGCGUGAGCUCUUGUUCAAGGAAGACGGGCAGGAGUACGCGCAGGUCGUCCGUAUGCUCGGCAACGGCCGGUGCGAGGCCACCUGCAUCGACGGCGUGAAGCGGAUGUGCCACAUUCGAGGGAAGAUGCACAAGAAGGUCUGGAUCUCGGCCGGGGACCUCGUCCUCGUCGGCCUCAGGGACUAUCAGGACGACAAGGCCGACAUCAUACUCAAGUACUACGCCGAGGAGGCGAGGCUACUCAAGGCCUACGGCGAGCUCCCCGACACCAUCAAGCUCAGCGAGGGGAUCGACGACGACGCUGACGAUGGCCUGGAAGAUUUGAUCGAGUUCGAGGACGAGGACAUUGACAGGAUUUGAUGAAUCUGUGAAGUACUAGUUUAUCUGUUUUUGUUCCUCUUGGAUAGUUAAUUGUUUCAUGUGCUAGAAUGGUGGAUCAAUCUGUGAAGUACUAGUUUAUCUGUUAUGAUACAUUGUUACUGUUUUGCUUCGACGAUUUAUUCUUCUACUUUCAAGCCUUGAAGAAAUCUGCACUCUUUUU